AUGGCUGGUUAUAGAGACGGCCGUAUGAGUGUAAUUGCAGUAGUCUGUCAUAUCAUCUCUCGAUGGGCCCAUUGGAGUGGAUUGGAGGUUCCUUUUUCUUCUGGCAGUAUUGAAAAUUAUGGAACAUACGGCACAAAUGGUGGUCGGCCCAAUAUUAGACCCGACAGGGCCAUGCGCGUGCGAUAUGCACCUUCACUCGCUGCCAAGACUGAAACUGCCAUGGUGUUAGGCGGUGGAUUUGGCAAUGAGCUAGGCUCAAUCCCUCAGGGCUGCAGCGCUUUGAGGGGCACGACACCGCAUAAAGGCGUUGCUGCCCACAGUGAGUGGGUGGGAAUAGAUAGGAGGACAAGGAGGGGUAUGGGAUUCCGGACGGAGAUCGCCAACCUGCACGGGCCGUGGGGGUGCGCCAACUCCCGCCUGCUGUUUGGCGAGGCCAUUGUGAGUGCUGAAUUCGCACCGGAAUCGCAGAGCCGCACUCAUCAUAAAUACCGCAAUAUAUUUUCUAUAAGUCACAUGACUCCAUUUUAUUUCUCCAUUAACCUUGGAGGCUCAGUAAGGCUUUCAUCCUCUCUGAGGAUCUCUCCCCCUCUCUUCCUCCGUCUAUUUUGCCCCCGGGUUUUCUUCCGCUAUUCUCCCCUCUUGAAAUUGUUUCCCCCUUCCUUUCUCUCUCCGCUUCCCCUUUGCAUCGCUUGCGGAAGCAGGCGGCAGGCAGGCAAUUUAGAUUUCGUUGGAAUAAACGACCGAGGUUUGGGAAGGGCCUGCACUAAUUUGGCCUUUGUCAUCCUUAUCCCUCGGGGCCGACGACUUCGAAGGGCCAGGGCAAGAAUAAUUCGAGGUGGAAAUUCAAGGUACUUCAAAGAUGCAUUGACGAAUCCGCUAUUCACUGCAGCAUCCAAGUCAGACACUAUUACGCUGCGAUCUGUUCAUUGCGUACUGGCUCUGCACUUGCCCUACGUAGAUGCACCAAGAAAUGUGGUCGCGGUCGAAGCUGACAUCACGGCCGGAACGGAGUUCGCGCGCCAAAGGAGGAGGAGAUCUUCCGAGUCUGACUUAAACACUGGUGGCAACUUCCUAAGGCCUACUGAGAUAUAUGAGCCCGAUCAUUUUCCGGCCAUACAACACAUUAUAGUCUCUAGAUUUAUUCCAACCAAUCUAAAAAGGCCCACCUCAAGCCCCCACCCUCAGCUAUCGCAUCGAGGUCCUCCUCCCAAUGACAUUGUACCAAACCAAACUUCUGAAUUGCCUACCCGUCAAUUCAGCGGAAGCAAUAGAAUAGAACGAUUUCCCUCUAGUGAUCAAAUACGCGACGCCGGUAUUACUUGCUUUCUAGCACAUGUACCGGGCGUAUGGCAGGCUUUUAUUGCCCUCCAUAGAACUCUGUUGCAAGAACAGCAUGACUUUUUCCUUGCAUCGCAAGAUGCAAUUCGAGACACCCUGUGUGGCGAGACAAAUGAGGGGUACUUUGACUUUGAGCAACUAACCUUAAAUGUCUAUGAUCCACUCUUCCUUAAAAAUUACGUUCGUAUUGUUAAUAGCCUUGUCCGAGCCUCAGAACCUCCCUCUGAUGCUAGGAAGGCCGCCACGUCGAUCGGUACCUCCAGCGGAAGCGAGUCACCGAUCCUGGCUAAUGCGAGUGACCCUGCACCUCCCACUUUACACGACGUAGUAUAUCCGUGGCGCUCGGAAUAUCCUAAUCUAACCCAGGAUCGGGAGCAGCGCCGCGACUUAAAAAGGCUUAGCGCUUAUUUACUUCGACAACAGCCAUCCUAUACACUUCGAGAUGCGGUCUGUAGCGAUACCUACUUUGGUAACGUCAAAACAUACCAUCGCGUCGCCAUCGAGCGCCGAAAUCCGCUGAUAUCCCCUCCGCUGAUUGAACGAAAGGGAGGACAGAGAUACUCUAUAUCUAACUUUAGAAACAGGAAUCUAACGAGCGUCGUCUACUUCUAUACCGCCCUCUUUCCAUUCUCCCCCCUAAUCCCCCUAAUCCCCCAAAAACUCCCAACCCCCUCCCCUCCCGGCAUUCCAUUCCAUCCCCAUAUUCCACAACCCCAACCCCAAGGCUCAAAGCUAAACACAAUGCGCCAACCCCCCACCACAACUAUCCUUCCCCCCACAAACUGCCUUCGGUUCGACCGUCCAAUCUCCAGUACACAGCCAAAGACUAUUCCAAGCGUCUCCCGAAUUAAAAUCGCAUUUCCCGAGCACGUUGCAGAGAGUUCUGCGGAGGGGGGCGGGUUGGUGAAAAUGGGUGGAAUUGUAGGGAGGGGUUAUUGGAUGGGUGACGGUUUUGGGGAGGAAAUUACCUACACAGCACCGGGAUUGCAUUUUGUGGCGCGGGCAGAGAGGUCGUUAGGACUGGGGGAAGCCGCAGGGGAGGCGGAGAUGGCGGAUGUAAGGGCUAAGAGGAUGGGUUGUUUUGAGAAAAUGGGUUGUUGGAGGAUUGAUAGAGUUGAAGGGAUUAAAUAUAUGGAGUGGAAGGAGGUUGGCGUGAUGAGAAUGGAUGAACAUGAGAUGCCACCGUACCACCUCCCAGCUACUCUCCUCACCGAUAUAUACCGGCUCUACCGCCUCUUGCAUCGCAAGCAACUCCAAGUGAACAAGAACAAUCCUUUCACUUUAAGUCUAACUGUUCUACUCGCUUCACCGGUACAUGCCGGCUACACCGCGCGCCCCAUGCAACAGAUCAGGAUAGAAACAAAGACCUGA
Lindgomyces ingoldianus is the source of this 2709-nucleotide messenger RNA. RefSeq lists its product as uncharacterized. The transcript is spliced from 28 exons. NCBI's taxonomy places the organism in Eukaryota, Fungi, Ascomycota, Dothideomycetes, Pleosporales, Lindgomycetaceae. Bases 1 to 2709 code for a protein of 902 amino acids. The record is from RefSeq and is a predicted model, not a curated record.